AGUUGCUGAGCGCAUUAUUCAUUGUGAAGUUUCUCAGAGCUCAUCGCUGAACAGAAACCAUGGGAGCUCACACACUUAUUCUUUACACAUGGGUGAGUGAAUGGUUUUUGUAUUCCUUUAUUGUAAAUGAGUGAAAAUUUUUAUUCUCUUUACAUGGGUGAGUGAAUAUGUGUUUUUCUUUAUGUGUAGUUGAGUGAACAUUUACAUUCUCUAUACGUGGCUGAGUGAGCAUUAACUAUUUUUUCCUCCUUUGCCGCCAUCAUGCAUCAACCAUUCCUCCGAUUAGCUUCUUGAUAAAUACUUCCAGUUAUUAUUUAAAACAAUUUUCAAAAAUCCAUAUUACAUUUAUACUUAACCAAUCCAUUGCUGUCUGUGCCCUCCUCAAAGUACAAUCAUACCAAUCAUAGUUUGAAAAACAAAACCAAUUCCACCAAUGGUCUUAUUGUAUUUUGCUUCUAUACAUUAAAAGUGUCUUAAAAUCUCCUGAAGAGCUAUUCUUUAACCUACAGUUCAAGUUGUUACUGAUCGGUGCGACUAUCCAAGCAUCGACCAACCAGCUUGAUCUCAUCAGACAGUUCAUGAAAACGACGCAGGUCAAAGAAGUGCGACCUCUGACCCCGGACGACUUUUCGUCGUCGGAGCUUCCACCUUUCGCCCGCCUGACCCGCAUUCGCGAGUCCGCGACAUCCACAAACGUCACGGCCAUCAAACCUUUGUCCAGUUCGACCAAAACGUCGCCAGCUGCGAACACGACAACCCCGGCGCGCCCACCCACAGACCCCCGGGACGCCUGCAAGGGGUGCCCCGCUGGACAAGCGUGUCAGAUGUUCGUGCCCCCGUGUUGGCGGGGGCCCCCAGGGUGUGCGCGGCUCAUCCCCGACCCUGAGCUCAACUGUGCUGGCUUCGUGUGCACUCCUGUGGCCCUGUGUUCAAUCCCGUAGCUAUAAAUAGAGAUCGUAUAGUAUUUUUUAAAAAAAAAUACAGCGUCUUAAUAAAGUAAAUAAAACGUAUGAUUCAAUAGACCUACAUUUUUAUUAUACUCUCACGAGUUUCUCCAACUUAGUCUAGGUUUUUUGUUGUUGUUUUUUUUACUGGUAUCAGUUUUAGCAUUAUAACAAGAAUUCGUUUUACCCUACAUCCGGAGUAUACACAAGUGAUUAUUUAAACCAUUAACUUUUGUUUUGGAAAGUAAUUAAACAUUGUUGCUUGAUUACAAGGAUGAAGAAAUCAGAUUUUUCAAGUUUUAAGAGCCGUUCACUUCCUUGGAGCAAGCGUACCGAUAUCUAUUUUGUGUCGAAUCAUUGUCAAAUAGUUUAACAUGAGAAAAUUACCAACAUGUUUAUAUUAAUUUUAGAGAGACAAGGAACAGAAUGAAUGUAUUCCUUUUAGUCAAAUCGUCUAAGGGACCUAACUGUUGAUCCUCAUCACUUCACUGGAUAUUUAUAAAUAUGAAUUAAAUUUUUAAUACAUUU
Molecule: messenger RNA, 1472 nt
Organism: Lymnaea stagnalis (great pond snail)
Lineage: Eukaryota; Metazoa; Mollusca; Gastropoda; Lymnaeidae
Source: the annotation of a GenBank genome assembly